Molecule: messenger RNA, 5469 nt
Organism: Symbiodinium sp. CCMP2456
Lineage: Eukaryota; Dinophyceae; Suessiales; Symbiodiniaceae
Source: the annotation of a GenBank genome assembly
AUGCGUCAGUAUGUUUCGGCGGUUGGAGUUUGGAUUGAAAUUUUCUGCUUCUCUGACAAGUGUGAAGGUCAAGGAAAGCGAUUGUGCACGUAUUCGGAGCUCUGCCAAAAGAAGGGCCAGCGGCCGGUGGGAGGCCUUCAGUCCACGUCGGAUGCCUGGUGCCCCAUCCUGGAAGAUGACAUGGUGACCCCCAACUACGUGCAAGUCGGUGCAACGCUGCAUCAUCCGACUUGCAAGAAGCUGACGGAGGCCCACAGGCUGGACGCGGUGUCCUGGCCUUUCAGCGACGAGCGCGCGGACCUGCGGGAGGCCGGCUCCUCUGCUUUAGGGCUGGACCGGCCGCGGAUCGCGGUGGCGAGGGAAGGACUUGACCUGGCGCCAUCAGAGUUCACGGGACCGGUUGCGCCCUGGAUCCAAGCUGGGCUUGGUACGCUUGGUAGAGGCGAGGACCAGGAGGACGAUCUGGGGGAAACCAUGGCAGAAUGGUCAGGCCCCGGCACGGACCCGGUGCGUGGAGUAGCUACAGCCCGAGAUCCUCCUUUUGGGAGGACGCAGGAUGUCAACACUGGCAAUUCCAACGAGUUGAUCUUGUCCGAGCCAGCUCUGGUGCUGCGCGCGGAUCGCUGGUCCGCCGUGCCCUUGGGUGGCUGGACGAACACCGGGGACGUCGGGUACUACCUUGGUAGCCGUGCCGGGAAGGUGCGGAUAUACUGGAAGUUCCUGGACAUGGGGAAGCACAUCAUCGACAACUACUCAGGCAUGUACCUGGUGAGCAGCGCUGCGCUGCCUUCCUGCGUGGGUGCGGAGGGUGCAAAGAUUCCGCAGGGCUUCGUCUGGCCCGAGAAGUAUCCGAGCAAAGCCGCCGCCACCAUCGAAGAGGUUUGGGAGAAUAACCGGAAGGGCAUCUAUGGUCGCAAAGUGCAGGGCAUGAAGUUUGCGGCGCUCACCCUCAAGGAGUCGCAAGACAAUGGAGGAGACUACUACAUCCUCUUCAGCAAUCGGCCACCGAGUGAACAACCCUUGCCGUCAAGCGACUGCUCUGCCGGCGCCGCCUUAAAGUAUGGCAUCAAGCCGAAAUCUAAAGUCAGGAAACAGGGUCAGUUUGCGACGACCUGGAAGAGCUCGGGAACGACCUGGAAGGUGUACACGGGAGUUGACCUUUGGGAGCAAUUCGGCAGCGCAAACUCCAAGUGCCUGGAAGAGACGCCUCAGACCACAACAGAGGUUGCCGACCAGUCAGAAUGCCAGAUGCAGGCCGUGGCCAAGAACCACCGCUACUACCAGCUGCUUCACAAUACGAAAGGCAUGUCGAAGUGCGUGACGUCCAGCAGCUGCGAGGCGCCAAUGACAGGCACCGUGGCGGCCUGGAAAGUCUUCGCCAAGGAUGGGCCCUGGAAGCGCUUUGGCUCCGGGAGCCGCUGCAGUGCCAUGCCUGUCCUCGACUACAGAGGAGCCGGGCAUUGCACCAACGGUCUCGUGUAUUCUUCCAAAGCCUGGGAGCUGGCAGACAGCAAGUGGGGUCGAAAGGAGUUCCACACGGAUCAGUACAAGGCAUGGAUGAAAACUGCAUGGGCCAAGUGCUUGUCGAGGGACCCGAAGACCACCUUCGUCAGUGUUUGGACAGAUGCUGGUUACAGGUGCUUCAAGACCUUGGACUGCAAACCGAACGGAGCCACAGGGGCUAGGACUUGGUCAGCGGCCGGCCUGGGCAAGGCCUCGGUGCACCUGCGAGUGUCGGGGGGCGUCACCGGCGAGAAGGCCUUCCUAAACACCGUGCCUGCGGGCACCAAGGUGGACUUGUCCACGAAGGCAGAAGCACGCACGAGCACGCACACGCCCGCGCGAGUGUGUUCUGCGACCUCGCGACCUCGCGGCCCUUGGAAGGAUGACUUCAGCGGCCGGCAGCGCUGGACCAUCACUCGAGGGAGCGGAGACUGGUACAACAUCCGAUCACUGGGUGGCCCGAAGGGCCGUGUGUUUCUCAGUGUCAGCGCCAGCGGUGACAAGGUCAGUCUAGCCCCACGGGACGAUGGCAGCGGUCGUCAGAGGUGGAGAAUCAGGCAUGGCAGUGGAGAUUGGUAUCGCAUCUCGAUUGCUGGCGGUGUGGGCGGCAAGCGGCGUUUUCUCAGCACGACGGCACGUGGUGAUGCCGUGGACCUCCACGUGGCAGACGACGGCAGUGGACGGCAAAGGUGGCUUGUUGGUUUCGAGGCAGAUGCCGAACGACUUACUUCUUGGGCGGAGCACAACUUCAACGAUCGUGGGAAUACGCAGCUGGUGCAGCACCAGACCUAUACAUAUCGUUUAAGCACGGGCUAUCCUUGUAUGCUCACCGGCUGGACUCACACGCGAACGUAUGCUCGGGGCUUUCUGCGAGCUGUGACCGGGACUGCGACGGCCACGGUGAAGGAUCUGGAGCCGGGUGGAUUUUACGUCUGGAGGAUCUACCAGUUCGCCAGCUUUGGUGCAGGCACGAACGGACUCUCCGUCAACGGCGUGAAAGAAGGCAGCACAACGUCGCUGUCGCUGACAGACUCUGCUGCAAGCAAGUUGGGCAUGACGCGGGCAGACAUGCAGGGCCGCAUCUCCUUCUCCUUCAUUCGCUCGUCGACCCACGUGCAGCUCUCCGGCCUGACCGUGAAGCGCUUCGACGAGGCGCUGGACGAGCAUCUGACCUCCCUGGAAGAGAAUCACUUCAACACUCGCGGCGAUUCCAGCCUGAACGAGAAAAGUGUCUACUCCUACGUGUUGGCUCACGGCUACAAGUGCGACCUAACCGGUUGGACUCACACGAGAAAAUAUGCACACGGCUUCUUGCGGAACAAGCCUGGCGACGGCAAAGCUACAGUUUCAGGACUGGAACCGGGCGCCGAGUAUGCUUUCAAGAUUUACCAGUACGCAGCCCAGUUUGCUGGAAAUAGCGAAAUCGUGGUGAACGGUGACUCCAAAGGGCUUGCCGCCGCCUCGAAGUCGGCAGAAGCGACGAAGCUGGGUCUGGCCCAAGCAGAUGGCGACGGCAGAAUUCACUUUGCCUUCAAGCGGAUCUCGCCUCACGUGCAUCUGUCCGGAUUGGCCAUCAGUCGAAUUUACAGCCCGCCGGUGAGGGUCUCCGCCGUGGGAACCUUGGAUCUCUGUCAGGAGAUCUGUCUGCGGAGACCCUCAUGCACUGGUUUCGAGCUCCGGAGUCAAAAAUGCGCUUUGUGGAGCGCACCCCUUCGUGCGACCAGCGGGAGCUCCGAAGCCUCCGAGUGCGUCUCUCUGCUGCCGGAGUUCGUUUACCCUCGCCGACACACAGGGCGGGGAGGCGACAACAAGCGCUGGCGACGGGGUCCAGGUGGCCCGAAGGGUACGGAUUUCGGCAACGGGGAGUCGCAGUACACAGCUGGCCCCUACGAAUUCCUCUCCGUGGAGACGCGCCGCCUUUGCGAGAGGAGCUGCAGCGAGCGCAGUUGGUGCGCCGGCUACGCCUUCAAGCACUCGAAGUCACAAGGCAGACUGCCUGACUGGCAGGUGGGGGCCUGCCAACUGGUCGGGCGGCGCGUUGCGACGGCAACGCGGGUCCCCCAAGUGGCCUCCUUCGGGAAGGCCGGCCUUUGGCAGAGUCACGGUCCCAGCAAGUGCCAGCUGCCGCCCAAGAUGCUCUUCAAGGAGGAGGGCCACUGCACCAAAGGUCAGGUUUACAGCUCCCAUGCCUGGGAGCUGUCUGCGCCUGUGGGCCCCAAAGGCUUUGCUUCCCCCGAGUAUUCGUCAUGGCUCUCAUUAGCAUGGAGGAGGUGUCAAACACGAGAUCGGGACACGGCCUUUGUGAGCGUCUGGACAGAUGCAGGAUACAGGUGCUACAAGUCCGCUUCUUGCAGCGUCCACGCCGACGGUCGUGCCAGGUCCUGGAGCGCAGUUGGCCCAGAGAAGCUGUCGUCCCUGAAAGAACAGAACUUUAAUGAUCGCGGGCAGAGGACCCUGAAUAUGAGAAAAACCUACACGUACAAGCUCAGCAAUGGCUUCACGUGCACCUUGAGAGGAUGGACUCACACAAGGAGCUAUGCCAAGGGCUUCCUGCGAAACAAGCCUGGGUCGGGCUCCGCGCCAUCCCCGGGAGAAGUCUCGUCAAAGUGGGAGAAGAUUCCUCCGUCUGACUGUGAGGCCAUCGUCUCCGGACUGCAGCCGGGAGAGCAGUACGUGUGGCAGCUCUACCAGUACGCCGCGCUCUUCGCUGGCAAGAACGCCGUGCGCGUGAACGGCCUCGACCAAGGCCUUGCGGAGCAGGGGAAGAGCGAGGAGCCGACGCUGCUGGGCAUGGCCAAAGCCGACUCCAAGGGCCAAGUCGUCUUCGCGUUCACGCGGAACGCCAAGCACGUGCACCUCUCCGGCCUGGCCAUCCGACACCUCAACGAGGCACGGACGGAGCGCCUGUCCUCGCUGACACAGAACUCAUUUCACAUGCGGCGGCGAGGAAAUCGGAAUCUUGACAGAAACAACGGUUACGUUUACAAGCUCAGCAACGGCUACAACUGCGAGCUCAAGGGCUGGACUCACAGCCGAGACUAUGCAAGAGGUGUCCUUCGCAACGUGGUCGGCAAAGCGACUGCCGUGGUCUCUGGCUUGGAGCCAGGAGCUCUUUACUCGUGGAAGGUGUAUCAGUUCGCCUCACAGUUCGGCGGCUCCAACGGGCUCUCCGUGAACGGCGAGUUCAUGGGUCUGACCGUGGCAUCGCGUCGCACAGAUGCCACCAAGACCGGGGCCCAUCGAGCCAGCGCUCACGGAAGGAUCACUUUCGAGUUUCAGAGGAGGUCGGCUCACGUCCAUCUAUCUGGGAUUGCCUUAGGCAAGGUCUAUGAGGCUGGCGAUGAGUAUCUGUCCUCAGUCGACGAAAACAACUUCGAUGACCGCGGCAACGUCAACUUGAACUCGGCGGCCGCAUACGCCUACAAGCUGAGUAAUGGCUACCCCUGUACACUGAGAGGAUGGACCCACAGCAGGUACUACGCAAAAGGUUUCGUUCGAAACCAAGCAGGCAGCGCCACAGCGGUGGUGUCUGGCUUGGAGCCUGGGAAGUUAUACGCUUGGAAAAUCUACCAAUAUGCUGCUGCGUACGGGGGUAGGAACAAACUGCGGGUGAAUGGCGGCAACUUCGUGUGGACCACGUCGUCCAAGAGCGACGCGCCAACUCGAACGGGCUUGACGAAGGCGAAGCCUUCUGGCGAGAUCUCUUUCGAGUUCGUCCGCCAAGCGCACCACGUGCACUUGUCCGGCGUGGCCAUUGGCAGAGUGCGAGAGGUCGAGUCACCCGACCUCCAGGAGCUGACCUCCAACAGUUUGGAUGCCUGCAAGCGAAGCUGCGAGAAGAAGGCGGGUUGCCAAGGAGUCCAAUAUGACUCGCCCAAGAAGCGCUGCAGCUUGUGGUCAAGUCCCUUCGAGUCGGUUCCAGCGGUGGGAGAUGGAGUCGAAUGCCUCUCUUGGCGGCGGCUGUAA